AUGGGAAAUGUAGUCUUGAGGGUGUUUCACCGCCAUUGCACCUUGGGCACGGGACUCACGCUGCUUUCUGCGCAUGUGCCCCCGGUAGCUCCGCCUCCUCAGUGGGCUUCUCGGCCCCGAGCGUUGGCUGCUCGUCCUUUUCGGGGUGUGCUCGGCAAGAAGGGGCGCGCACUUGGGGUGAGAGCCCUGGGAGCAGUCCGGAGGGGGUGUGCAUGUGUUCGGCGGAAAUGUCUUGUGCGUUUGCCCAGCGUGCUCUUGACUGAGCCGCACGGGGCCCUGGAGGGCGGAAGGCCCUUGGAGAAGGACGCCUCCCAUCUCCGGGCAUCCCAGGCCCGAGCGGGUGCGGGCUGUCGUGUGCGGGGCCUGGAGCUCGGCCCGAGCACGCUUGCCAUGCCGAUGACUGACGUGCCCGAACGCCCGGGCGCUGGGUCUGAGGUGAGGCCUCCCACCGCUCUGGAGCUGGGAAGACUCCGAUCAGUUCCCGCCAGGUCACCCCGGAGCCGAGGCCCGAGUUCUCAAGGUCACCCGAGUGUGCGGGGACCACUCACCUCCAGCUGCUGUUUUGAAACGUCGAUGUCGUCACCUGUGCAGCACACUGCCACGGGUGAGGUUACUACUUCCCGAGCCGAGCCCUCUCAGUUCUGCACUCUCCAAGAGCCUCAGAAAAUGAACACAUCUCAGGCUGGCUUGUGCUCCAACACUUUGAGGUACAUUUCCACUUCUGGAACUGUGUUGUCACAGGCAUCAGUGCCCUUCAUGGAUGUGUGUGUGGACCUCACCGAGGAGGAGUGGCGGCAGUGCCUAGGCCCUGCGCACAGGACCCUGUACAGAGACGUGAUGUUGGAGAUCUACAGCCAUCUCGUGUCUGUGGGUGAGCACACCAUCUUCUGUGACAAAAUGUAUGCAGUGGAUUACUAUCAUAAUUAA
Molecule: messenger RNA, 927 nt
Organism: Dipodomys spectabilis (banner-tailed kangaroo rat)
Lineage: Eukaryota; Metazoa; Chordata; Mammalia; Rodentia; Heteromyidae
Exons: 4
Coding region: 1-927 (308 amino acids)
Biological process (GO): regulation of DNA-templated transcription
Source: RefSeq, a predicted model, not a curated record